Neocloeon triangulifer is the source of this 1415-nucleotide messenger RNA. It is a transcript of the gene Scamp, whose product is annotated as secretory carrier-associated membrane protein 1. The coding region runs from base 188 to 1279 and encodes 363 amino acids. The transcript is spliced from 7 exons. Lineage: Eukaryota; Metazoa; Arthropoda; Insecta; Ephemeroptera; Baetidae. The record is from RefSeq and is a predicted model, not a curated record. Gene Ontology annotation, biological process: protein transport. Gene Ontology annotation, cellular component: recycling endosome membrane; trans-Golgi network membrane.
GCAGGCGCAGGCAGUGCAUAUUUUGUGGUGGUGAACCGUCGUCGUCGUUAUCAGCUUUCGGAGGAUUGCUCAUGCGAUUAGAUUUUCGUCGAUUACUGCGCGGAAAGUCAUUUUACGAACUUGUCCUCAUCGCCAAGUUUUGACGGAAGAGUCUCCCUAGCCAAUCCAGAAACCAAAACUUCCCAAGAUGUCGGGUUUCGACGAAAAUCCCUUUGGGGAGCCAACAGUGGACAACCCUUUUGCGGACCCAGCUGUGCAGCAGGCCACCAGUGGAGUGUCUCAGGCCCAGAGAGGUCUAGAUGAUUACAACCCCUUUGCAGACCAACCCCAGCAGCAAAAACCACCCUCUGUCAGAGGCGCUGCCAACCCUCCCCAGUACCAGUAUCCCGGUACCCAGUCAACCGUCCAGCCAGCGAUCAUGCAACCUACUCAAGAAACAUUGCCUCCUGCAUACGCCCGGAGUGGGCAGCAGACUCAGGAUCCAAAUAUGACUGCAGAAUUUCAGAGGCGACAGGAGGAGCUAGAAAGAAAAGCAGAGGAGCUUGCUCGGAGAGAAGAGGCUCUGAAAAAUGCACCCUACAACGUGCGACAGAACAAUUGGCCACCCCUUCCUCAAGGCUGCUGCUUCCAGCCCUGCUUUUACCAAGAUAUCAAUGUUGACAUUCCCUUAGAAUUUCAAAAGGUUGUACGAAUGCUGUACUACAUUUGGCUCUACCACGGCGGCGUCCUUCUGCUGAAUGUACUCGGUGGUCUGGCCCUGCUCUUUUACGAUGGAAAAUUUGUCACCUUUGGUCUCUCCAUUUUCUACGUGUUCCUCUACACACCCUUCUCAUUCCUGUGUUGGUACCGACCCGCCUACAAGGCCUUCCGCGACGACAGCUCCUUCAACUUCAUGGUCUUCUUCUUCAUGUACUUUUUCCAAUUCCUCAUCACCAUGUCUCACACCAUAGGAUUUACCAGUGGUGGCGCUUGCGGCUUCAUCAUGGCCAUUUCCGUUUUCAACGACGGAGGUGCGGGCGCGUGGCAUGUCCUUGUGGGACUUUUUGUGCUGAUUAUUGCCCUUGGCUUUGGAGCUGCUGCUUGCAUGGACAUUCUUCUCCUUACCAAGGUGCAUGGAAUUUACAAGAGUUCCGGAGCCAGUUUUGCCAAGGCGCAGGCAGAGUUUGCUACAGAGUUUAUGAAGAACGAACACGUCCAGGGUGCUGCCCAGCAGGCAGCCACAGCGGCCGUGCGUACUCAAGUCAACCAGAUGACCUCUUCUGGUGGAAAUCGCUUUUAGUGCAAUCAAAAUUCUACGAAUCCUGUACAUAUAAAAUUUGAUUAUGUAAUUUAUGUUCUUUCAUGCCGGAUCAACCUGUGUCUGGCUUGACUUAUGUCUUGUAGAAGUAUUGAUAAUCUCUCACAAGAUUAUAUUU